Molecule: messenger RNA, 777 nt
Organism: Ilex paraguariensis (yerba mate)
Lineage: Eukaryota; Viridiplantae; Streptophyta; Magnoliopsida; Aquifoliales; Aquifoliaceae
Source: the annotation of a GenBank genome assembly
AUGAGUAUCGAGGAACAAUUUGAUGCUCUAGGUAGGGCUGUUGAUGCUGGUAAGUUCUCUUCCAUGAGUAUCGAGGAACAAUUUGAUGCUCUAGGCAGGGCUGUUGAUGCUGGUAAGAACAGAUAUAAUUGCUUGCUGAUCAGAUACCUUGGACUCAGUAACGAAACACCAUAUGGCAUGAUGAAGUUCCUACAGGUUGCUGAAACAGAUUCUCAGAGUCCCAGGAUAGUGUCUGUGCAGGAUUUCUUUGUGGAGACAACCUGUGCUGGUUUCCACUUCAUGCUUGGUGAUGCUCGUGAAUUCUUCAUGGUCCUAAUUUCUGAUCUUCAUCAAGCAGGGGCCACUAAUGUUCUGCAGGCAUAUCUUGGCAUGGCAAAAAAUAUGAUGUUCAUCCACCUUCGUAUUGAUACACUCUCUCGUCGCCAGUGCCAUUUUUGGAGUGAUGAAGUUAUGGCAGCUUCAAGGCGUUCUCAAGGACUGUGUGUCCCGGCUAAGUCGAAUAUUCAUGGCAUCAAGGUUGGUAUUGGGAAGAACUUGAUGAGAGUCUACAUGGAUUUGGUAAUUGUCAGUGCGGGCAAAACUCAGCGGUAAUGUGAACGAUGCGGAAAUGUUUGAAGUUCGGGGCCCAAAUGAAAUAACUGAAUUCUUGGUUAGUUCUCUUUGGAUUAGGGUGUUCAAUGCCGGACUAGCCUGAUAAUUUAGCCGAGUUUUGCGAGUUAGAGUUGAACCUAUCGAAUUUGCUUUUUUAAACGAGUUUAAAAAAUUCUUUAAGUUCAG